UCCCUCUCCCUAUGAGUUGGACUCCUCUUCAGCUUAAUGGAUAGAUAUUGUACCCCUUAAUUCUCUAUUCCUACUUCCUUUCCCUAUUUAACAAGUUAGAAGGCAAGGGAUGAAGCAAACUAAGAGGAAGAGGAGCGGAAUUGGGAGUCAAACAAGAAAUCAGAUUGCUUAUGGCCCAUGAAAAGGCACCUCCUUCUCCUCCUCCUUCCACCUAUCUCUGUAAAAUCUGCCAUGAAGAGGAGGACGAAAGAUCCACAAGCAUGGAAUCCCCAUGCGCCUGCUCCGGAACUCUCAAGUUUGCUCACAGAGAGUGCGUGCAGCGGUGGUGCGACGAGAAAGGAAGCAAUGUUUGUGAAAUUUGCCGUCAGGUAUUUGAACCAGGGUACACCUUUUCAGAAAAGAAGGCAAUGGUGGAUGUGGUCGUGACCAUAAGGAUAAGUCAUGAUGCUGAAAGCCAUGAUUUCAAUGAUGAAAACAGUGGUGGAACUGGCUAUAAUUAUGUAGAGUGCUCCACUUCAUCGCAAAGAGGUGCCAUUGUCUGCCGGUCUGUGGCAAUCAUGUUGACAGUUAUGUUGCUAGCAAGGAAUUUCUUCACUGUAAUGAUGUUGGGAUCUGGGCAAUAUGCAUUUAGCAUUCUCACUUUUGAUCAGGUGUUUGCCCUUAGAGCUUGUGGAAUUAUAAUUCCCUUUUACGUGGUCAUGAGAUUGAUAGCAAUGGUUCAAAGAGCACAACUACAGUGUCAGCUAGAGCAACAUCGAAGAGUUCGUACCAACAGUGGUGAAAGGGAAGAACAAAUAGUGUGACAGCAUCCCAUCCAAAUCAGUACAGCAUAAAGUUCUCCACAUUCUUGUUUUUUCUUUAUUUCCACUUACAUUUUUUUCUUCUCUGAUUCAUUAAAGUUAGCACGAUUCUGCUAAUUCCACGGUAUAUAAUAGUGUUAAAAAGAAUCUCAUGUGUUCAAUAAAGGAAAAGUGAAUACAUACUCUAAGAAAUUCUCUA
Molecule: messenger RNA, 999 nt
Organism: Zingiber officinale
Lineage: Eukaryota; Viridiplantae; Streptophyta; Magnoliopsida; Zingiberales; Zingiberaceae
Exons: 7
Coding region: 171-803 (210 amino acids)
Biological process (GO): protein ubiquitination
Cellular component (GO): membrane
Molecular function (GO): zinc ion binding; ubiquitin-protein transferase activity
Source: RefSeq, a predicted model, not a curated record